Messenger RNA from Trichoplax adhaerens, 4080 nucleotides. RefSeq lists its product as uncharacterized. The transcript is spliced from 27 exons. Lineage: Eukaryota; Metazoa; Placozoa; Uniplacotomia; Trichoplacea; Trichoplacidae. The coding region runs from base 1 to 4080 and encodes 1359 amino acids. The record is from RefSeq and is a predicted model, not a curated record. Gene Ontology annotation, cellular component: membrane.
AUGGCUGUUAAUCUUUCUAAGGCUAUCUCAGGUGUCUUGUACUUUCUACUUCUCUCUUCUACCUACAACUAUGUCGUUCAAGCUCAGACACAAAAUUAUAUCCAACCGAAUGGUGUAAUCGUUUGGGCAGAAUUGCCAACAAUGCCAACUCCUCAAAGUAAUCCUGAUACUACACCUAUAGUGGAAGUCGUUACCGUCUAUCUUUAUAAAAUGGUCAAAGAUUUCAUUUUCUUUCUUCAACCUAACGAUUUACCUUAUGCUCAAAUCAACAGCGUCCUGAAAGGUGCCAAAGUUAUUCCUUCCACUGGUAGUGCUACUGGUUUUACCUUUAACCGCGAUACUAUUACUUUAUUAGUAGCUCAGGCUGCAGAAUAUGAGGCACCAUUUUGGGCUAUGGCCAUUCUAGGAAUAAUCAUCGGUAUCGUUUUGCCAAUUGUCGGCCUCAUUUUCUGUAUUUGCCGAUGUCAAGGAAAUUGUGGUGGCGAAUUGGUUCAAAGACCCCCUAAAACUGAAAGAUAUACGCGUUUUUGUUAUUCCUUUUGGUUGGUUAUAUUUGCUACCUUCAUCUUGGCCGGAGGGAUUUGCUCCAUCUUUGCUGUUAGCGAAUUGCUCUAUGCUUAUAGCACUGGUCUACCAACAGUUCAAAAAGCAAGAACAGAUGUACAAAGUUUUGUCGAUAAAGGAAAAAAUCAAAUUCAAGACAUUGUGGUUACUAAAUCGAAUUUCAUGCUGGAUCAAGUCUCUGUCAGAGUUAAUGGAUUGCCUACAAGUAUUAACGAUUUUGUUUGCCAUUCUAACGAACAAACCAUUGUCAAUAACGUUAAGAAUAUUCAAAUUAAUAUGGCCCAAACUAGUUCAGACAUACGAAAUAUCAUGCAUCAAAGAAAUCGAUUGAUCAGCUUACAGCAAGAAAUUAGCAAGACCUUAGCGGAUGCAAGAACCAACAUUACCAAUUCUAUCGUAUUUUGCGGCAAUGCUUGUUCUAAUUUUACAAUCAAUGUUAACACAGCUCAAUUUUCAGCAGAUUUCUCUCAGAUGCAAGAUUUAACCAAUAUAAAAAAUGAUAUUGAUCAACUCAUUGCUGCUAAACUAGCAACGCUAGCAGCUCAGGGUUGCAAUCUAGUCACAACUUCAGUUUCUUCUGCCAUGACUAACACUAAGCAAGUUGCUAAUCAAGCGAUUACUACCGCCAGAAUAGCUUUUACCAAUCAAUAUAACUUUUUUGUUCAAAUAACCGAUGAUACGUUUAAUCCACUAUUAAGCCAAGAUACUCAGAAAGACGUUAUUGAAGCUAUUGGUCCUAAUGGUGUUGCCACUAGUAUUUAUCAUGCUUCCAUGAUUUUUUUCAUCUUCUUUGGAGCCGUGAUCAUUCUUGUCUCCCUCUUCCUCUACAUUGGUGUACUAUUAGGCUGCAUUGGUUAUAAAAAAGGAAUUGAUUCACGAAAUAGAACUCGAACUUCCAAUGCUGGUGGACAUAUGUUAAUGGCAGCUGCAUCCAUCUUGAUCAUUUUGGGAUUUUUCUUCUUCAUCAUUUCCGCUAUCAUGUUAUUUGCUGGUUCUAAUGCAGCCUUAAUUUGUCCACGAAUUGUCUCUCUGGAAGCGUUCGAGAAGACUAUUGAUAAUAAGACUGCGUAUGGCGAAUAUCCAUUGGGAGUUUUAUGGCUAAAAGAUGGCAACGCACCAGUUAAAUUUUCAUCCAUUGUCAGGAACUGCCAACAUAACAGCUCACUUUAUAGGACAUUUCAGCCUAUCGUUGAUUACUAUAAUUGGUCUGUAGCUUUUGAUACUUUACAAGCAAAAAUUAAGUCUCUUAAUGGCCAAUUAAAUAAAACUGUAGACUUUGUCAAUAAUGUCAAUGUUAUGCCAGCUAAUCUUCGUAGCAGCUUACAACGCUAUCGUAUGGAUACACAAAUGAUCAAUUAUGCAUCAUUUUCAAACGUGCUACAGCAGCCAAUGACCAAUGGUGUUGAUUUGCUACAAUUAGCUCAACAGCUAGAAGAUUAUCUCAAAUCAUUUACUACUGUCCCGCUUAAUAAUAGAAAGCCAUACGAUCUUGCCGUUGCUAGCUUUCGAGCAAUGGACGCAAAAAUUAAAAGCCAAAUUAUCCCAGAUAAGAAUCAACUAAAUGCUAAUUUGACAGCUCUGAAAUCGAUCUCACAAACAUCAAUGACUACAAUUAAUAAUACUAUUCAAACUGCUGACGAUGGAACCAGACGAUUGAAAGUUAGCAAUAAUAUUACAUUUUAUCAGCCUGUUAAUAGCGCUAGAGUCAAGAUUAACUCUUUCACUAUUCAAUACAACAAUUACGCUAAUUACACUUUGGUAAAUGUAGCUAGUCCUACCGGUUUACUUGGAAAUGCAUGGAAUGGCCUUACAACAUUGGGUUGCCAUCGAUUAUUAGAUGGAUUCAAUAGCUAUUGGUUUUCUAUUGGGAUUUCCGAAUUUUUCUUCAUCCCAGUCAUUAUCAUGGCUAUUAAAUUCGCUAAAUUUUUACGAAUCAUGAAGUAUGAAUACGCUGAUCACCACACUGUUGCGAAAAAAUCACAAGUUGCACCAUCAAAUGAAGAUAUCAAGAAACAUUUAAUUGAAGAGAAAUCAUCCAGUCGGGAUAUCGAAGAAGGCCUGAAUAAUGCACCUCCAGAAAAAGAUAAUCAAGCUGAAUUUGUCGAAUUAAAUAAGGUAAAAUCGAAAGCUGAAGAAGCCAAGAAUGAUGUUGAAGAGCCCAAAGCGUUAGAAGUUGCAACUGAAGUUGUAACAGUUGAAGGGGCUGCUGAAUAUCAUGAUCAACCUAAAGAAAUCGAGUUGAAGCAGGAACAUGAAGAUUCCAAUCAUACUCAAGUUGGUGUUGUUAAAAGUAAAUUAGAGUUGGCAGAUGAAGACGAAAAGGAUGAUGUUGAAGAUGUAGAAAAGAAAGUUAAGUUUGAAGAAAACAAAAUUGAAGAGAAUGUAACUGCUAAACAAAGCAAUGAUGUCACUAAGACUGUUGAUAGCGAUGUGGCUUCGAAAUCGGUAUCGAAGAAGAAAAGGAAAAGACGAAAUAAGAAAAAAAAGUCAAGUUCCAGUCUGCUUCAGGCAGCUGAUGAUAGCGCUGUGGUAGCAGGUGCAGCGGUUGUAGCUGAUGAUUCUAGACCUCAGACUGCUCCGGAUCAAAUAUCACCUAGGAAAUUGAAUAAAGUAGGAUUACCGACACCAUCCAAUGUAGUGGAUGUUGAAGCUCCUGAUGAAAGACUCAGAUCGAAGCAUGAUGAUCUUCCAAAACCAGUUGCAGUAGUUCCAAAAGAAGUCAAUCAUGAGUCUGAAGACUAUGCUGAUCAUCAUCAGAUCAUUGAAUAUGUUCCACCAUCAGUUCCGCAUAAACCGGUUCGACAAUCAAGUAUACGUUAUAUCCAACCUCAAAAUCCACAUCCAUCGACGAUAACGAUGCGUCCAUCACCGAUUGUCCAACAAAAUCAGAGCCAACAGCAAUCUGUUGUAGCAACAUCUUCACCACCAAGACGUAUAGUCCAACCUGUUAGAACUGGUAGUUCACCAGCUAUACGCCCUGUCCGUCAAAUGCCUGUAACUCCAAUCGGAACGCCAGUCUAUCAGCAAUCAACUGCUCAACAGCACCCUCCUCCAACCUAUUCGGUAGUUACAAGGCCGAUUAAUCCAUCAGCUCAGGCUCAACCACGUAUUAUGCAACAGGUUCAACGCAAUUCUCCAGCACAAUUUAAUCGCUAUCCUCAAGGCCAACCCGUUAGAACCGUUAUUGCUUCUCCACAGCAAGCUGUUCAAGAAGGUGUUAUUCCCGCUCAGCAAUCGCAAUAUAUUGCUACAACAGGUAGCAAUCCCGCUCAGAUGCUAUCACCAGUAACUCAAGUUAUGCAACCAAGACAGCAGACAACACCUCAACCGGUUCGAAUUAUGCAACAGCAAACCAGACCUCAACCAGUUCGAAUUAUGCAACAGCAAACCACACCUCAACCAGUGCAAGUUUUGCGCCAACAUGCUACUCCUCAACCAGUUCAAGUUAUGCAGCAACAAGCUCCAUCUCAGCCGGCUCAGGUUAUGCAGCAAGCGCCAUCACAAAUGCAUAUCUAA